UAUGAUUGGGUUCGGACUUUUUUUUUUCUCUUAUCCACUGAAAGAGAAAAAUUUUAAAGAUUCCCCUUAUUCUUCCGUUGCUGCUACCACUACUAAUCAGUUUAAGGAAAAAGGGUGGAAAACUGGUGUGCUUUCCUCAAGGAUGGACAAUUCUACCCGUCAAUAUCAUCACCAAACUUUCUGAAGUCACCUUCCUGAGUGCGCCCCUUUAUGUUAUAAUAUCAAUUGCUAUAAAGAUUAUUUUAGCUUGCACAUUCCUGACGUAUAUUUCCUGUGAAUUUGAUUAUGAAAGGCAGGCUGGUGGUUUCACAUUAAGCAAAUUAAGAGCUACUAGAAUAGCUGAAAGACUCAAGCCUGAUGAUGACGGGGGGAAAAGGAUGGAGAAGCAUCUAGUGGGAGUGAUGGGGAGGAUGAUGAUCCCUUACUUAUGGAUGAGGAACAGAGGCAAGAAUGGAGCAGGAAGAUUAGAGAAGUGAUUGAUAUGAACCCGGAUGUCGAAGAGGAAGUAGACCCUGUCAAGAGGAGGAAGAAGAUGCAGAAGCUUUUGGCUGAUUAUCCACUUGUUGUGGAGGAGGAUGAUCCUGAUUGGCCCGAAGAUUCUGAUGGGUGGGGUUUCAGCUUGGGUCCAUUCUUCGACAAGAUUACUAUAAAAAAUGUCAAGAUGGACGAUGAUGAUGAGAAUUAUGAUAGUGAAAUGAAUUGGUGUGGCAAGAUGACAGUUACAUUCGUCCAAUCAAAGACAUCACCACCAGAGAAUGGGAAGAGAUGGGAAGAGACUGUGUUCAAGGACUUCAGUCCUUUGAUUGUCUUUGUGCAUAAUCAAUAUAGAAGACCACUGGAAAAUGAAAGGAUGCGGGAUGAAUUGGAGAAAGCUGUAAAUAUCAUAUGGAACUGUCGGCUACCAUCGCCAAGAUGUGUUGCAAUAGAUGCUGUUGUUGAGCUUGAUUUGGUCUUUGCUCUGCAAGUGUCCAUCUUCCCAGAGCUUUUCUUCACUAAAGCUGGAAAGAUCUUAUACUGUGAGAAGGCGAUUCAAACAGCAGAUGAGUUGUAAAAAAUAAUGGCAUUCUUUUAUUACGGAGCAGCCAAACUGCCUAGCUUGAAUACCGUUGGAAAGAGUGAAGAACCAAUCCCUACCAUUUGAAUCAACAGCGAAUAGUGUCAGAAAGUUGUACAUAACUAUAUAUAUAUGUAUGCUAUGGUUUAGAGAAUGAGGUUCUGGGUUAGCGAUGCUGUGUUUACCAUGUUGUUCCCCAUACAGAUCAAUGGACACCAUGAAAAUUUAGCUGAUAUGUACAUUCUAGGGGAGAUUUAUAACUACAUUUCGCAAUUGUUUGUUAAUUUCAGUUUGAAAACUGAAAUUUUUGUUAUUUA
Messenger RNA from Camellia sinensis, 1371 nucleotides. Lineage: Eukaryota; Viridiplantae; Streptophyta; Magnoliopsida; Ericales; Theaceae. The record is from RefSeq and is a predicted model, not a curated record.